Molecule: messenger RNA, 2786 nt
Organism: Daphnia pulicaria
Lineage: Eukaryota; Metazoa; Arthropoda; Branchiopoda; Diplostraca; Daphniidae
Exons: 4
Coding region: 113-2395 (760 amino acids)
Cellular component (GO): plasma membrane; cytoplasm
Source: RefSeq, a predicted model, not a curated record
GUGUUAUUCAGCGGUUCAAUCGCUGCACAUGUGGCAGAGAGCAGAGUGGGACAAAUUGUUUGACGCGGGAUUAGUCGUCUGCUACUGAACUAGUUCGAAAUAAAACUGUUAGAUGGCGAAAAUUGUCUGCAAAAAGGAAAGUAGAUCAACGAAAAAUCGUGUUGUUUGGUUUCCAAACAAAAAGAAGAGAAAUUCCGGAUGUCGAGUAACAACGACUUAUGGGAAUCGUAUUGUUUUACAAUCAUGCCGUUGUUUGACAUUGUUCUUCUGUGAGGCAUCUUCACUUGUGGGUCUUGGACAGAUUCAGAUAAUGGCAAACAGCAAUGGGGAAUCCAGUCCUCUAGCUCAACAGAACAUUCCACCCUUCUCGGUGAGAGAAGUCUACAAAGCGGGCUGGCUCAAGGGUGUAUCAUUCCCAGGCGAGAGGAGAGGAGUCAUCUUUGGCAAAAAGUAUGAACGUCUGUGGGCCCUCUUCUGCAUCCACGAUGAUGUCCAGCCAUUCCUGGAGUUUUACAUCGAACCCAAAGCCACUCCAAUGCACCAACCUAUUUGGGCCACAUCGUUGGCUCAGUGCAUGCAUGUCUCCCAUUCCAUCGCUUUGCAGGGUGACACCUUUGAGUUUGUGGUCACCUGUCGUGAGUGCACCGUCCUACGUCUGGGCGCUUCGACUCGCGAACAGAUGAACGAAUGGGUGGACGUUCUGAGGAACCGUCUUCGCGACAUUGGUGUCCUCCAGCCAAAAGAGAAUUUCUACUCUCCCCUUCCAGAAUCUGCCAAACCUCCGCCCAUGACGAACCUCUCGUCCACCAGAGACCCCAAUUCGCCUCUGCCACUUCCGCCAGCCAGCCGGAAUGCACUCCGUUCUGACCAGCAGCAGCAGCAGCAGCAGCAACCAGACGUGCUUUACGCCGACACAAUCGAGUCGCAGGUGACGACAGUGUCUCAGUCUGUGACUGGCGAUGCAGUCGAGUCUCACGUCACCGUCAUCUCUGUCAACGAAGACAUUACGGAUGAUUCAACCUUCCAUGCCAUCGAACCCAGUGCCGUUCCAGCAUCCACGCCCAGUAUGUUUUCGACGCGUGUACGAAUCGCCAGUGCGCCGAGUUCCUUGCGCGAAGCCAUCCAAGUCGAAAACAGUUACGAGGCCAUAUUUAGCUCUUCUUCUUCUGCUCUCCCUCUUCUCGCUACCCCUGCGACUCCCACAACGACCCAUCACCGGAGUAGCCGGCAGCUACCGGAGCUUCCUCCGGGCCCAUCACCAACAGCAACAGCAGCAGCUCAUCCAGCCGAUCACGGGGUGGUCGUGCGGACGCCGUCGCAUCACCACCAUCCUCUGACUCAUCACAACAUUGGAGCCCACGGACAAGCCCAACGAACUCGCGAGGGUCUGAGACGGACCAUGAGCGUCGGGCAGGAGCAUCAGCAUCUCCAUCCUCAGAUGCCACGAUCCAUCCCUCCGCCUUCGUUGCUUUUGCAAACGGGACCCCCUGGCCGUGGGGGCAGAGAUGGAGGACUCGUCCUCAUGCCGAGGCCUCCGCCGAUGUUUGUCUCAUCUCCUCCGCAGCCUUCGACUAGUUCGCAUCACCCACUUGGCACGAGACACAGCAGUCCCCUGUUCCGGCCGACUCCGUCCAAUCACCAGUCGUCGGGCAACAGUGCGGCCCUCCAGCCCGUCAACGCCAACCACGGCCCAGGUGGCCCGGAGUCGGGCUAUUCGCUGAAAGAGAGGCAAGUGGCCCGUCUGCGGAUGGAGAUGCAGCAUCCAGCCGGCGUCCGCAUCAUCCUCAAGAAGAGGGACUGCCACAACACGAUAGCUUUGAUCGACGCCCUCGGCACUGUUUGGGUGGCCGGAUGGCGGCAGAAAGAGAAGCCGCUACUUUACAACGUUUUCCAUAUCGGCGAUCAAAUCAUCCGCGUCAGCCAUUGCAACGUUUCCUCAUCGGUCGAUGUGAAUCGACUCAUCAAAAACGAAUCGUCCGGCCAGAUUGAAUUUAUCGUUCGCCGGAUCCCUUUCGGUCGGGUGUUUCACCUGCGGCGUGAAGCCGAGGGCCAAAGUUUGGGCAUCGUCCUCACCGAGGCGGGCGGCGGUGCAGAGAUCCGCGAAGUGGUGGCCGGUGGAUUGGCUGCCCAGCAAGGCGUGCCACCGAUGGCCCUGAGUCCGUUAACGCUCAUUUCAUCUGCCUCGUCAUCCUCGUCCCCGAUGCCCUGCUCUUGGACGUUGACCGAGAUCAACGGCCGCCCAUUGAAUCUUUGCUCCAAGGAAGGCGAGGCGAGAGACCGGCUCAACGCGGUCGGCAAGGCCGUUUCCAUCCUCAUCCAGCCGACCGAAUUCGUCAAAUUACUCAAGAAGCAAAUCAAGAGCAUUCGCGGAUACAAGGAAUACCUACUCGGCUAGACCACAACGACAUAUCAUCACAUUGGCUGCAACUUUUCCCCUUUUAAUAUUAAUUUUAAUUUUUGUUGUUUUUCUUCAAUGACUUGAUGUCCUGCCCAACGAAGAAAAAAGCACAACGACCUAUCAAACAUUUCCCAACCGAUUUAAUUAUUAUAUACAUAUACAUUUCCAAGUGUUGAUGAUGACCAUAAUCCCCCAAACCCCUUUUGUUUAUUUACCUGUUUGGAUUUUUGCGGUUUUGUCUCUUCUCCAAGAAGAAGAAUCCCCGUCUCUCUACAUUUCUCCAUCUCUCUCUCCCACCCUCUCUCCUACAGCUUUCGUGACUGUGAUACUUAAAAAACAAUUUUUGUCAAAAACAAAACAAGCCGGGAUGAAAUAAAUCAGAAAAACU